This is a messenger RNA of Drosophila bipectinata, 1310 nucleotides long. It is a transcript of the gene Pex16, whose product is annotated as peroxin 16. The record is from RefSeq and is a predicted model, not a curated record. Lineage: Eukaryota; Metazoa; Arthropoda; Insecta; Diptera; Drosophilidae. Gene Ontology annotation, biological process: peroxisome organization. Gene Ontology annotation, cellular component: peroxisomal membrane.
UCCAGAGCUGCAGCAUUUGAUUUACCUUCAGCCGCACAUUCUGUAUUUAUUAGAUUCGAUCACCGAACAUCAGACAUUUUACGAAACCUUUCUACGAAAUGGACUCCCUGAAGGGCUUGCUGAAGGCUUACGAGGCUUGGGUGGCCAAGAACCCGGACGUGGUGGGCGACUUCGAAACCACUGCCAAGUGGGUCUCCUACUUCAUAGCAGGACGGAUAUCCAGCUCGAAUGUGGUCAGCGAGCUGGUCUACACCCUCUCCAACAUGCUGGUGUUCUACAACGACCGGAUCAUCGAGAGGGCGCGCCAUGCCAAGGAGAACUCGGCGGUGCGAAUGCAGUCGAAACUUUGCUACCGUCUAAAGGUCAUGUUGACGACGCUCGAGUACAGUGAGGUGUUCAUCGAGAUAUCGGCGCGCCGGGUGCUCGGUCAGACGGGCAAAUGGCUGGUGAUAGCGCUGAUCCAGGCCGUCAAGGCGGCCGGCCGUUUGUUUAUCUUGAAGCACUCCACAGCGGAUAUAAUCACCUCACCUCCGAUUGCCUCUCUUAAUCGCCGAGCCCUUAACAAGAAAUCGAAAGAGGAGGCGGCGCCCAGCGAAGUUAUUCCCCAAUCUCAGCACUCCAUAACCUUUCAGCUGAAGCGCUCCGGUCGCCUGAUCCGCAAAGUGGAAGGUGCUCCGCCGCUGCAGUAUCGCGAUUUUAAGCUCCACGUGGAAAACAAUGAGGCGGUGAAGACGCAGAUUCCCCGGGAACUGGUCCAAGCUGAGUACCUGUACAUUUCAAAGCCGCUCAUUCACUUGGCCGCCAUGGGCUUGUUUGGCCGACGCAGUUGGAAGCAGUACAUCGUGGCGCUCUCCGUGGAUCUGUAUAGCAUUCACCUGUACCGCCAGCACCGUGACCUAAUGUCCAAGCAACAGAAGCUGGAGCUAAGCAGGCGCUGCAUCAACAUUCUGUACUUCUUGGUCCGGUCUCCGUUUUACGACAGCUUCACCAAGUCGCGAUUGGAGAGGAUAAUUGACUUUUUGGGCAACACCAUUCCCAUUACGAAGGUGGUGGCCGGACCCCUGAAGGACUACAUUCCAACGUGGCAAAGCACUUACUUCUAUCUGUGGUCAACCUAGAGACCUCAACGUGGCAGAAAGUAUUUCCAUAGGUUAAGUUUUAAAGUUACAGGAUGGGGUCUAGGGUGGGCUACACUGUCGAUACUGAACAAGCAUGGGGAUUCAUCCAUUUACGAUUCUAGGAACAUCACACACCUCUUGAGAAACGAAAUAUUUUUUAUACAAAUGUUGAAUAAAAGUCCUUUUAGCCAA